GAAGUUUAUCUUCACAUGUGCUUUUAUCCUUGUGUAUGUGAAAUAAAAAAUGAUGCAGAUGGCAUGAGGAGGAAUGGGAAGAAAGCUUUUGGGGGUAGCUUGUACCAGUGCUCUGUCACUCUGACAGUAAGGAAUUUCCUUCUCAUGUUCAAAUGGAGUUUCCUGUGUUGCAGUUUGUCCCAUUGGUCCUUGUGGUGUCACUGGGCACCAAAGAAGAGAGCCUGGCUCCAUCCUCUUGACACCCACCUUUCAGAUAUUUAUAAGUGUUAGUAAGAUCCCCUCUCGGUAUUUUCUUCUCCAGGCUGGACAGCCCCAGCUCCCACAGCCUGUCCUCAGCCAGGAGAUGCUCCAGGACACAAGCAUCUUUGUGGCCCACUGCUGGACUCUCUCCAGCAGUUCCCUGUACUGGGGAGCCAAGAACUGGACAUAGUAUUCUAAAUGUGGCCUCACUGGGGCAGAGCAGAGGGGAGUAUUACCUCCCUCACCCUGCUGGCCAUGCUCUUUGUAGUGCACACCUUGACCCUCCUGCUCAGAAGGGCACACUAAUGGCUCAUGGCCAACCUUUUGUCCACCAGGACACCCAGGGCCAUCUCUGCAGGGCUCCAUUCCAGUAGGUCAGCCCCUAACCUGUACUGAUGUAUGCAGUUAUUCCUCCCUAGGUGUAGGACUCUAUACUUGCUCUUGUUGAACCCCAUAGGGUUCCUCUCUGUCCAACUCUCCAGCUUGUCCAGGUCUCGCUGAAUGGCAGCACAGCAUGCUGUGUCAGCCACUCCUCCCAGCUUCAUUUUCUUUAGAAUUGAAUGCCACGUAGAGUUAACAGCCGUGUUGCAAAAUUUGCAAGUGUCACAGGCUUCAUCAGCAUGGGAAAUAAAGACCACAAAUGUCACACCUCUGCAAACGGCUCUGAAGGAAUCCUUUUCCCCUCCUUUUCAGGCAGAAGAAUUUUAAACCCUGAAAUUUGAGGGAGGAAGGGUAAGAGGGGUGUGAGCUUCUGGAGACUUUUCCUGUAGCAGCUACUCACAGCACUGAAAAUCUCUGUGCUUUGUGCUUUCUCUGAUUGUGAAGGGAAUCAAAUUUUACAUGAAUCAAAAGGUAAAAAAUAAUCUAAAGGAACUGCACAUAAAUGAUAGAAAACAAAGGCACAAAGAAAGCGUGUGGAGGGCUGAACAAAGGCUUGGAAGGAAGGCUUGGUUUUGUUCUACAAAAGAGUCAGGUGGGCCCUUUAUUGAGCAGAUUUACGUCCUGCAAGGCUACGUGGAAGGAUGGAAUGAAGGAACAUGGGAAGAAAAAAUAGAUGAGAGGCCUUGCAUUGAUCAGCUUAUGUAUUCCAAAGACAAGCAUCAGUACUACAGGGGAUGGUUCUGGGGUUAUGAAGAAACACGGGCCCUGAAUGUCUCUUGUUUGUCUGUUCAAGGAUCUGCCUCUGUUGUAGCUCCCAUCCUUCUGAAGAAUACCUCAGCACAAUGCAGAGAUGCCACUAGAAUGAUGAGAGGAGAGGGAAACUCUCAUAUGAGGAAUGGAGUAUGCUUACAUUGUCCCAGUAGCAGAGCAUUUCCAGAAAGGUCGGUGAUGUUGGACAGAGCUGAAAACCUUCUUCAUGACCACUAUGGAGGGAAAGAUUAUUGGAAUACCCGUCGAAGUAUGGUAUUUGCUAAACAUCUCCGUGUAGCGGGAGAUGAGUUUAGAAACAAGUACCUUCAAUCCACAGAUGAGGCAGACAGGACUCAUUACAAUGAGGACUGGUCACAGAUGAAGGUUAAGAUGGGCACAGCUCUAGGUGGUCCAUACCUUGGGGUUCAUCUCAGAAGGAAAGAUUUCAUCUGGGGUCACAGAGAAGAUGUGCCUUCCCUGCACGGAGCAGUAAAGAAGAUCCACAGCCUCUUGGAAAUGCAUAAACUUGAAAAAGUUUUCAUAGCCACUGAUGCUGUUGAGGAUGAGAUUGAAUUGCUCAAGAAAUUGGUGCCUGAGAUGGUGAGGUUUGAACCUACUUGGGAGGAGCUAGAACUGUACAAAGAUGGGGGAAUGGCUGUGAUUGACCAGUGGAUCUGUGCACAUGCAAGGUAUUUUAUAGGCACCUCAGUUUCAACAUUUUCCUUUCGGAUUCAUGAAGAAAGGGAGAUCUUGGGAUUUGAUCCAAAAACAACUUACAAUCGAUUUUGUGGUGAAAAAGAGAAAAACUGUGAGCAGCCAACUCACUGGAAAAUUAUAUACUAGUAUGCAGAGAAAUCCAAGGACUUUAUACUGGUGAGCUCAAAAGAAAAAGGGAAGUCUAUGGGGAAGAACAUCCCUUCAAUGAAACUAGAACUCAGUCCUCACCUUUCUUCUGUGAUUCUUGCUGUUUACUUGAUGUUUGGGCUUUAAAACAUGAGCAAUAUUUAUCCUCUUAUUUGGGCACUGAUGGGCACAAGGUAAACACCUGGGAGUCAGUUCUCAGUGUAACUAUGAUGACAGGACACAACACUAGACACUGCACUGGAGAUUUGAAAGGCAAAGCUUUGCUCUGAAAUAGUGAAUUAAGUCAAAGUUCUCUUUGGAGUACUGGGGAAGAAGGGCAUGAAAGUUUAACAUCUACAAAUGUAACAUAGCUGUAGUCAAUACUGCAUUUCUGUCUUUACCUGAUUAUUUUUUGUUAAGCUCAGUGCUUGCCUCUGAUUGCAAAAACUACAGCUCAUAUGCACUAUGUGAGUUGCAGAUUGUGCACAAAUUCUGCAGUUCCCUAGGAAAAUCUUUCCUUUUCAAAUAGUAAUUUGUGGACAUUCAAAUUUUUUUGAUGCAGUCAGUACUCAGUAAUAAUACUGUGUGAGAACCAACUGCUUUUCCUAGCAAUUUCAGUGGGCCUGUACUAAGAGAGGCACCAAGAUUGGGUUUGUAUGGUGGUGAAGGAAACAAAGGAAUUUUUCCUCAUCCUUUGAAGGGUCAGUUCAGUCAGACUGAUGCACAUAUCUUUUGAGUAUUACUCAGCUGUUCAACUAACAGAGAUUAGUUACUAGACACAGUCACUAGACUGUGGUGCUUUGCUAGGGAACAUAUUGAAAGGCAUUUCAUGUUUCCAUGUCAGUUAAAUGGAUUGUCCCGCUAGUUCAUCAAAGGAAUUUCCUGCAUUUCUGCUUUUAUUUUUCAAAAGUGAGCAAACAGAGGAAAAUAACAGAAUAAAGGUCAUUGGACCUCAAAGUGAUGUUUAUACACAAAGCAGAAAUCUUGUAGAUAGUGCUGUGCUCUGAUGGAGAUGGCUGGCUGGUAGUACAUGGGAGGAGCACUGUGUUAUACCACCAGCCAGAGGGAAAGUGCAGCUUCCAUUUGAGAAAAGCUUUGUAAGAACCAAUUCUAGCUUGUGCGGUCUCCUGCUACUCAGAAUUGACUGGUGGAAAGUAUUCUGCUCCAUUUUGUGCUUCAAAUGUGCGUCUCUGUUAAGCAAGAUAAACUUUUUUUCAAAAAUAGGCCAGGAGAGAGGUUUCAAGAGGUGAAGCAGGCACGUUUCCUAAAUCCAGUUUUACUAGAUUACCUCUCUGUUAGUGGACCUUUCGCUUGCUUUUUCCUUUGGUUUGAGGAGUAUAGAUAUAACCCUUACACAGCGUGCACCAGGUAUUUCAUAGAUUCUUCCAGACAGUGAGGUUGCUUUCAUCUGUGCAACUGUAGUGACAGCCACGAAGAUGUCUCAGACAGCAGUAGCAGCAGCUCUCCUGUUUUUACCAGCUUUUUAUUUUGUUACUGUGCAGCAGCUGACUCUCACUUGUUACUAAGUGAGGAGCCAAGCAUUUCUAAACAGUGCCUUUGCCCAUGAAGCUAAGUGUUCUCAUUUACCCUGCGUGCCGUGUAAACCAAUAGUAGCAUUUUACAUAUAAGGAGUACCUCAAUUCAUUAAGAAAAAUAAAAAGCUUUCUAGCA
Numida meleagris (helmeted guineafowl) is the source of this 3885-nucleotide messenger RNA. RefSeq names its product protein O-fucosyltransferase 2 (gene POFUT2). The transcript is spliced from 9 exons. Gene Ontology annotation, molecular function: peptide-O-fucosyltransferase activity. NCBI's taxonomy places the organism in Eukaryota, Metazoa, Chordata, Aves, Galliformes, Numididae. The coding region runs from base 1081 to 2214 and encodes 377 amino acids. The record is from RefSeq and is a predicted model, not a curated record. Gene Ontology annotation, biological process: protein O-linked glycosylation via fucose.